GCGGUGACGCAACGCAGGUGAGGCCAGCGGGCGGUGUGGCUGCCCGUGAGGGGCGUUGCCUUCGGAAACGGGGUCCGCGUUGCCGCCCCCGCCUCCUCUCUGUGGUGGCCGCUAUGUGCUCCGCUCGCGGCUCUCCGCCCCUGGGAGCGUCAGCCGCCGAGCCAAGCGCUGCAGAACAGGAGGGUUCUGACUCCGGGAAGACCCCAUUGUUUCUGUAAUGGUGGAGGAUGUUUGACUCCCAGAACACUGCCUGACCUCUGUCCCUUCAGCAUGGGGAGGAUUGGCAUCUCCUGUCUUUUUCCUGCUUCCUGGCAUUUUAGCAUCUCUCCUGUGGGGUGUCCUCGAAUUCUGAAUACCAAUUUACGCCAAAUUAUUGUUAUUAGUAUUCUGGCUGCUGCUGUUUCACUUUUAUACUUUUCUGUUGUCAUAAUCCGAAAUAAGUAUGGGCGACUAUCCAGAGACAAGAAGUUUCAAAGGUACUUGGCACGAGUUACUGACAUUGAAGCUACAGACACUAACAACCCCAAUGUGAACUAUGGCAUCGUGGUGGACUGUGGUAGCAGCGGGUCUCGAGUGUUUGUCUAUUGCUGGCCCAGGCAUAAUGGCAAUCCUCAUGAUCUGUUAGAUAUCAGACAAAUGAGGGAUAAAAACCGAAAGCCAGUGGUUAUGAAAAUAAAACCAGGCAUUUCAGAGUUUGCUACCUCUCCAGAGAAGGUCAGUGAUUACAUUUCUCCGCUCUUGAACUUUGCUGCAGAGCAUGUGCCACGGGCAAAACACAAAGAGACCCCUCUCUACAUUCUUUGCACAGCUGGAAUGAGAAUCCUCCCUGAAAGCCAGCAGAAAGCCAUUCUGGAAGACCUUCUGACUGAUAUCCCUGUGCACUUUGAUUUUCUGUUUUCUGACUCUCAUGCCGAAGUAAUUUCAGGGAAACAAGAAGGUGUGUAUGCUUGGAUCGGCAUUAAUUUUGUCCUCGGACGAUUUGAGCAUAUUGAAGAUGAUGACGAAGCAGUGGUGGAAGUGAACAUUCCUGGUAGUGAAAGCAGUGAAGCCAUUCUCCGCAAAAGAACUGCCGGUAUUCUCGACAUGGGAGGCGUGUCAACUCAGAUAGCAUACGAAGUCCCCAAAACUGAGAAAGCAGACAGGAGGAAGCCAAGGCAAAGCUCCCCUAAGCCAUUUGUGUGUUCAUUGAACUCGGCUGGUUUGUUUUCUGAACUCACGUGGAGUUUUUCUUUGGAAGAAGUGGCUAAGAACUUGCUGGCUGAAUUUAACCUUGGAUGUGAUGUUCAUCAGACUGAGCAUGUGUACCGAGUCUAUGUGGCCACAUUUCUCGGGUUUGGUGGCAAUGCUGCCCGGCAGAGAUACGAAGACAAGAUAUUUGCCAACACAGUUCAAAAGAACAGGCUCCUGGGAAAGCAAACUGGUCUAGCUCCGGAUACUCCAUACCUGGACCCCUGCCUACCCCUAGACAUUAAAGAUGAAAUCCAGCAAAAUGGACAGACCAUGUACCUGCGGGGAACAGGAGACUUUGACCUGUGUCGACAGACUCUCCAGCCUUUCAUGAACAAAACAAAUGAGACGCAGACUUCCCUCAACGGGGUCUACCAGCCCCCGAUUCACUUCCAGAACAGCGAAUUCUAUGGCUUUUCUGAAUUCUACUACUGCACUGAGGAUGUGCUGCGGAUGGGAGGAGACUACAAUGCUGCCACAUUUACUAAAGCUGCAAAGGAUUAUUGUGCAACAAAGUGGUCCAUCUUGCGGGAGCGCUUUGACCGAGGACUGUAUGCCUCUCACGCAGACCUCCACAGGCUGAAGUAUCAGUGCUUCAAAUCUGCCUGGAUGUUUGAGGUGUUUCAUAGCGGCUUUUCGUUUCCUGUUACCUACAAAAAUUUAAAGACCGCCUUGCAAGUUUAUGACAAGGAGGUUCAGUGGACCCUUGGAGCAAUUCUUUACAGGACCCGCUUUUUACCCUUAAGAGAUAUCCAGCAGGAGACUUUCCGGGCCAGUCACGCGCACUGGCGGGGCUUCUCCUUUGUCUACAAUCACUACCUGUUCUUCGGCUGCUUCCUGGUGGUCCUGCUCGCCAUCCUCCUCUACCUGCUGCGGCUCCGGCGCAUUCACAGGCGGAUGCUUCGCAGCGGGUCGGCCGCCGUGCUCUGGCUGGAGGAGGGCCUCCCGGCCCAGAAGAUUGGGGGUACCUUAUGAACCAGAUGCAAGGGAGAGAGCCCGGGAAGACUGGGCUCUUAAAGGAAAAGCCAUUUUUGCCUCAGGGUUUCUUCUCUUUUUGUUUGGUUUUAUUUUUCCUUUCCCCUUUUGUUCCUUGAAACAAAAACAAAUUCCAUUGUUUGUAAAAACUCUCCUGUCCUGGAAGAAUCACAUUUAGCCCUGUUUUGUACACAGCUUUAAAUUGAGGGUUAGGGAAAAGGGAAAAUCACUUCAUUUUUGCUGCAUAGGAUAUUUGCCAAAAAUUACGAAGGUUUUGGUUUUUCUUUUAAGGUAUGUUCAGUUUUAAACAGAUGCACUUUGAUAUUGGAGGAAAGCAGCAAAGGUGUUUUCUAUCAGUAGAGCUAGGACCGAAGGGUGAUAUUUUAAGGAACCAAAAAACCUACUGAAUGAAAUUAAAAUGCUUUUUUUUCCUCUACCUUAAAAACUAAAGAGGACGUUUAGUUUUUAUUUAUUGUUUAGGUCUGUCACUAUAUGUUUUCUUUGCAGAUUUAAAAAAUCAAAAUCUUUUAUAUCCAAAAGAGAGAAAACUGGUUACCAAGAGGUAAUUAUUUUUCAAAUUGAUAGUGAAGAGACGUGAAAAAUGUGAAAUAAUGACUAGAGUGCUGUGUGUGUGUGUGAAAAUGGUAAUGAAAGUGAAUGAGGGAUACAGUGUUCUUUUAAAAACACACACUUCAGAAUUUUCGUUUUCAUUUUAUUUUAUUUUAUUUGGAAAAAUCCACUACCAUGAUCUUAUCCUUUGAUCACGGUAAUCAGUUUCUUCAUCUUAUCUUUCAGUGGCCUCAGAACACUCUGUUUUUGAAUGAGCCAGAAAAUUUGUGAAGUUUCACUGGUUUCACUGGUUUCAACUCAAAUUACUAGAAUUUGAGCUGAUGGCAGCUGACAGGCACAUCCGUGUUUCUUAAUAAUGCAUCUUUGCUUGUUUAGCUGCGCUCCAGUUUCUUACAACUCAAGGUUGGUGUCCCGCCCUCCCGAUUAAAAACCGCCCCAGCAGUUCAUUCUGAAGAUCCUGCCGUGGCUCAGUAUGUUCUCUUCACCACCGUCAUCCUGGGCGAGGCCGCGUGGGCACCACCACUGUGGCCCACGCUGAAAGAAGGGUCCGAGUGUCACACCAAAAAGAAGCCCACGUUUUGAAGAAAACAAGUUUGACAUUUUAAAUAAAAAAAUUUAAAAAGACCAAUGGAUUGGCAUAUGUGAGGUCAGUUGUUUUUCACCUAUUCGUUUAGUUUGGAACCACUGGGAAUUCGUGCCUUUUUAAAGUUCUUUCUGUGUGCGAGCAUGUGCACUGUUUAACUUCAGGAGAGUUAAAUCCGUCUAGUUGGUAGCAGAUGUGCAUUUUGAGAACCAUCAGUUGCUUUUUUAAAACAUUGUUGAUUAGAAAAAGAAUUUAGAUUCUGAAGUGCUUAUGUAACCAAGGGGGGGAAAGUGGGAGGCUUCUAUCUUGUUUAUUAAUUACUUAAAACCAUGACAUACUAUAUGUUGAUGAUUUAAAAGAUCACAAAAAUUUUUUAAGAUUUUACUUAUUUCUAGAGAGGGGGAAAAGAGGGACAGAAAUAUCGAUGCAAGAGAAAAACAUCAAUUGGUUGCCUCUCAAAUGUUCCCUAACCAGGAAUCGAAUUGGCAACCUUUUGAUUUGUGGAGUGACUCCCAACUCACUGAGCUACACUGGACAGGGCUAAAAGGUUACAAAUUUAUGAAAGAAGUGGAAGUUCUAUUAUUCUCCUUAAAGCGAAUAUUCUAACAGUGAAGAAAUUUUUGGUAGAAUAUUUGCCUCUCACAUAUCCGGAAGGUAGGAAGAGUUGUGUGGUGUUAUAGGAACUAAUGUGGCGAGUCUUGUUUCAGAGAGGAUGGAGAAAAACGUGCCUGUGAAAGAGCCAACUUCUGAAGUGCUGGUCUCCAGAUAGUAAAUCCUUGGUCCCUGGUAAACACUGUUCUCGUCAAGACCCAGCCACAAAUGACCUGUGUCACACAUACCCGGACGUAGCAUGAGGGUGCAUGCUUCUCAAAGUCUUCAAGGGGUUUGCUCUGUAGCCUGUGGGUGGCAUUAGUGGUGAAGAGGAGUAAGUUUCCACUUUAGCUUUUCUCCCACCAGUUGUUUGGAAUAGGAAGGCCUGAACAGUAGAAUGAAGAGUUUCAAAUGCCUUGAGUAUGCGAUUUUGCCUUUAAAAUCAAGGCAAGGAUAAGCUAGCAUGGGCACAGGUUUAAAUAGCCCUUAAUUAAGACUUCCUACCACAAACAGCUACUUAUUGAAUAAAGAAGGCCAGUUGGGUCCCACUCUGUACUGUUCAGGAGACAAACCCAGGGAAGUUCUGCUUUAUGCCUAGCCUAGGGAUCCUCUGCAAGGACCACCCACCCUCCAGAGGACAUCCCCAGAUCAGGGUCCCCAGGCCCAGACAGCCCUUGAACUCGCUCAGGUGCCUGUGUUCCCGCCAAGAACUCCCUGCAGCUGGCAGUUUGGCAGACUUGCUCACAGGGAAAAUCUGGAAGACCCUUGAGCUGAGAAUGGUGUUUCAACUUGUAAAGGGUAGUUAGAGACAAAAAGAGGGAAGAAUGUGCAACAGACACUGGAGUGUAGAGCCUGAACUACCUACUGAGUGUCCCUUCACAGAAGACAUUUGCUGAUCCCUGUGUGAACAGUGCCAUUCGAGAUCACUUUUCUGAUAAACCAGGAAAGCUGCCCAUCCCCAAUGUAUAAAAGGCUAUUCAGGAGGGCUCGCUGUGUUGUGUUGAAACAUCUGCAGUUGUGAGAUGUCACCUUGUUUUUCAUCACUUUAUACCACAGGAGAUAAGAGACUAGGCCAGGGUGGGCUGAUGUGGGAGGUGAGCCAGGGAGGAGCUCCAUUCAGGAGAACUCGUGUCCUUUAAGGGCUGGCCAAAAGGGCCAUAAACUGAAUAGACAGCAAGAAAACGGGGGGGCCUGCUGAAAGCCUUGUCAGAGGAGAACAUCUGUGUGGGGCCUCUGCUCCGUCGCCGUGUGCGCCCAUUCAGGCUGCCGGAGGAUGCGCCUGAGCCUAUGCAGGCCAUUUAGGGAAAUCACGGUGGAAUUACAAACAUUGUUUUGUACCAGUGGUUUUUGCACAUUUUCACCCUAUACUGCUUGGCUCUGGGCAGCACCCCCACCCUGGGGUCAACCAAAGAGGCUGCGGGGGCUCAGCCUGGCCGCCCCAGAGGCGGAGGAGGCAUGUGUUCACCACCCACGUCCCCACCUGUGCGGUGCACUCAGGUUGGCACACUCUAGAUUAACAGAUACUGAAGUUCUAAACUCAGGCCUACGUAGAAUAGUUUUCCUCAUAAAGAAGCAUGUGUAUCACUUGGCAAGAAACACAAAAAAGGCGAGUGUGUUUUCCCAGCUUUAAAAAAAUACCAGCUUUAGGAUUUUGUGCGGUAAUGUGCAAUGCAGCAAAACUACCUACAGGUAAAUUAUUUAGUUAUUUCUACGUCUGUUCUUUAUGAUACUGAAUUUUCCCUUUCAAUAAUAAAUGAUGUGACUAACCAAGGAGAAUUGUUUGGUUAAUAAGAUUAUGUUUUACAGUUAGAAAUUACAAAAACUGAGGGAACCUAAAUGUGCUUUAUUUAAAUGAUGUUUUCCAUAUUUAAAUGAUGUUUUCCAUUCAAGGGAAGAAUAAUUCCCUUUGGGGGGCUGUGGUGUCCUAUCACUUUCCAUUUGGGGAACCUCACCUUUUUACCCUUGCACAUCAGUGGGUGUUGAGAAUCAAAAUGAAAGUUCAUCAGUGUGAGCUUGCGUUCUGUGAUUUAAACAGGUUUUUCUCUGAUGUUUGAAUCUUGUUACCUGUUAUAGUGCUAUGUCAAUUCUAAAUUUACUAAAAUAAAUUGUCUGGGUCUGACCACA
This is a messenger RNA of Phyllostomus hastatus (greater spear-nosed bat), 6070 nucleotides long. RefSeq names its product ectonucleoside triphosphate diphosphohydrolase 4 (gene ENTPD4). Bases 271 to 2202 code for a protein of 643 amino acids. Gene Ontology annotation, biological process: nucleoside diphosphate catabolic process. Gene Ontology annotation, cellular component: membrane. The transcript is spliced from 14 exons. Gene Ontology annotation, molecular function: nucleoside diphosphate phosphatase activity. The record is from RefSeq and is a predicted model, not a curated record. Lineage: Eukaryota; Metazoa; Chordata; Mammalia; Chiroptera; Phyllostomidae.